AUCGUAUUGCACUAGUGGUCAAUGGAACUUUGCACGCAUUAGUUUCCAUCGAAUAUUUCGUACUUCGAUAAGGUAGGUAUGUCAAAACACGCCAUCUACUCGCAACUUUGAAGUGAACGAAAGAAGACACUGUCGCAAGUAACAUUUGGUAACACCUGCUUUCUGCAUAUCAUAGACAGAAUUGUUAGAAAAAUUAUGAUGGCAAGCAAAGGUUGGAAGGUGGUAAAACCGCACGUGCCUAUGAUUAAAUUUCGUAAGGGAGGAAUAAGCAGAGCAACUCCUGGGGCUUCGAACGUACAGUCUGCGCAAUCAGGGCCGACAUUACAGCAACGAGGUGUAGGUGCAACGGGGCCAAACGUAAUCGUUUUACCAACAAUAGAUGACAUUCAUCUACCUCCACGAUUUCAGAGACGACCCAUCGAUGAGAAAGAAAUAGCAUAUAUUAACAGAGGAGGUCCAGAAUAAGUUAUAUAAAUUUAAAUAAUCCAUAGGACAUCAUCAAUUUUAGUAUACUGUAAGCAAUCAUUUUCUUAUUAUCAUUAUUGUUGUUAUCAUUGUUAAUAUAUGAUGUAAAUAAAUGGAAGUAAGAUCAGUGA
This is a messenger RNA of Osmia bicornis bicornis, 596 nucleotides long. Its product is annotated as 28S ribosomal protein S36, mitochondrial. The record is from RefSeq and is a predicted model, not a curated record. Gene Ontology annotation, biological process: 2-oxoglutarate metabolic process. The transcript is spliced from 4 exons. NCBI's taxonomy places the organism in Eukaryota, Metazoa, Arthropoda, Insecta, Hymenoptera, Megachilidae. Bases 196 to 465 code for a protein of 89 amino acids.